Paramuricea clavata is the source of this 1859-nucleotide messenger RNA. Lineage: Eukaryota; Metazoa; Cnidaria; Anthozoa; Malacalcyonacea; Plexauridae. The record is from the annotation of a GenBank genome assembly.
AUUCGACUCUGGAACUUCGUGGUCAGGUUCUCACAAUCUCGUUGAUCCAACUGGACUGGAUAUUGCUCUGAGCAGAUGUCUUGAAGGUCAUUGUGUUCAAAUAGCAGACACUGAAGUGGAAGUUGUGUUGCGCCAGUUGACAGUACGUACACAUUCAGUUAUUGUGAAUAGAUGUGCCAAAUUGUGGAGAUUAAUUGCUAGUUGUUUUUUUUUAUUGAAGACCUCAGUUGAUGAAAGUGAUUUCAAAAUCCUCAUGGGAAUUUGGGUGGAAAAUAUACAACACACAAGUAUGAUGCUAAUGAAAUUUGUAAUGUCAUCUGCUCAUCCAAGUGAUGCUUUCUGUUUUUGAAUCGUGACAUAUACUUGAGCGGAGCUUUCAUUAUAUGCCAGCGGCCUUAAGUUUUUUAGUACUUGAAAUAUCAAUUCUGCUCUCCUUCCUCCACUUUAAUCUUUCCAUCAAAGUUUAUAGCCUGAGAAAGUGUUAAAGUAUAGUGAUACAUAAUUAUACAGGGUGUACAAAAAAAACCUGAACAGAUUUGAAAUUGCUCUCAAUUGCGCAAAACAGCCAUUAGUAUCUAGUUUUUUAUGUAUAUAGCUUCUUUGGGUACUUAUAAGAUAGAAUAAUGAAAUUCUGGUAGGUAGAAUAAUGAACUCAAAUUUUGUAAACCAGGGGGGGGGGGUCUUUUCCAACAAACUAAAAAUGGCUUGCGCACGAAAUUUAAAAGCUUUAAUUGUAUUUUGAGUUAAUGGAUGGAAAAUUUGUUGGGUUUUUAAUUACUGCACAAAAUUUCAGACAAUCUGCUUUAGUUUAAGUCCUUUAACUCUCCAUUUUUCCCUAAAAAAUCAGCCUUUCACAUGCUUAAUUAAUGCCUUUACCUAAUUUGCAUAUUGCUGCCAUAUGCAAAUUGGGCAAAUGCAUUAAGCAUGCAAAUUGCUGAUUUUUUAGGAAAAAUGUAAGUUUGCGUGAAUAGUUGAAGGGCUUAAACUGAAGCAAAUUGUCUGAAAUUUCGUGCAGCAAUUAAACACCCAACAUAUUUUUCAUCCAUUUACUCAAAAUACGAUUAUAGCUUUUAAAUCUCGUGCGCAAGCCAUUUUUAGUUUGUCGGAAUAGACACACCUCCCUGGGUUACAAAAUUUGAGUUCGAGAAAUUUUUUCCAUUAUUGUAGAUCAUCAUUAUAAGUACCCAAAAAAGCCAUAUAUAUAAAAAACUGGAUACUAAUGGCUCUUUUUCGAAAUUGAGUGCAAUUUCAAAUCUGUUCAGUUUUUUUUUAUACCCUCUGUAUAGGGUUACAGCGGCUUAUGUCUAGUUAAUUUGGACGAGUUUAAUACUCCCUAGACCUUCCCACAACUACAGUACCUGCGUUAUCAACACAGCCACCUACUCAGAAUAAUUCUGAAAGCCCUGCUUGAGCGUGAAAGAUUUCAAAUUGGCAUAUCAAAGUAUUCAACUAAUUGAACACAAACAAACAUUGUUACUUUGCUCUCUGUGUAAUGGAAAUUCAAGAAAGAUGCACUUAUGGGAAUAAUAUGUUUGCAAUUUGUUGUAAGUCAUCUCUUUUGGAUAUUUAAACCUCACUUUAGUUCUAUAUUAUGGCUGUUUGUAACACACAAAUAGUUAAGGAAAAAUUUAGUACAACUGAUCUGAUGUACUGAUUUUUGUCAUAUACAUGUAAUGGUCGUAUAGUUGUCAAUUUUAUGGUGUAUACAAUUGUGGUGUACUUUUAAGUACAACUUAAAAGUAGUAAUACAUUUCUAUUUUUAAUUUUUUUAGUGUUGCAGGAAACAGAUGGAAAUGUUAGCAUUGAAGAGAUAUCUCACAUGCCUGAAGUUGAACAACAUUUGAUUCAAGAUGUUGAUG